Molecule: messenger RNA, 705 nt
Organism: Dentiscutata heterogama
Lineage: Eukaryota; Fungi; Glomeromycota; Glomeromycetes; Diversisporales; Gigasporaceae
Source: the annotation of a GenBank genome assembly
AUGACCUGUAAUUCAAGAUUUGAUCAGACUAAAAAAGUAAACAGCUCAAAUGAAACUAAUAAAAUAAGCCAAGACAGUACAAUUGAUCAAGACCAACAAAAUCAUAAUAUAAUCAGCUAUGAUAUAAUUAACCAUCGUAUAGUCGACCAUGAUAUAGUCGAUAAUGAUAUAGUCGAUCAUGACAUAAUUAACUAUGACUAUGACCAUAAUACAAAUGACUAUGAUAUUAAUGAUGACCAUAAUACAAAUGACUAUGAUAUUAAUGAUGACCAUAAUACUAGCAACUAUGAUAUUAAUAAUGACUAUAAUUUAAGCAACUAUGAUAUUAUUGACCAGGAUACAAUUGACCAUAACUAUAAUAAUGAAAUAGAAGUAACACAAUCAAAGACAAAUCAAAUGAUUAAAAACUUAGCUAUGCUUGAUACACCGCCUACUUAUCCUGCAUUUGGAAUGAUGCAUGUACUUAAACCCAAAAUUCAUAAUCAAAUUACAUCUAACGCUAAUAGUCAAAUUGCAUCUUAUAAUCAAAUCACAUCUAUACUACCAAAUAUGUUAUCAUCUAUAUUAUCAAAUCAACCACCAACUUUAUUAUCAGGUUUCAAUCCUUACUUAUAUCCUUAUAGUUCAUUUUAUUAUCAAAUACCUCAAUUUCAAGCUACUAGGAGUAAUAUUUCUUUAAAAGAAUUUUUUUCUAAAUUAGAUUAA